CAUAGACCAAUUUUACAAAAUUGGAAAAAUACUAAAACACUUCCCUAAUACACAUAAUAAUUAACAAUGACAAAGAGUUGAAAAUUCAAUAUUAGAAACGUUGAACCUGUCUAGAGUGUGUAUAAAUAAAGAAGUGUGGAGAUAUCAUAUCAUACCCCAAACCUUUACAAAGAUCCCCUUUUCUAAUCUCUUGUUCUUGUUUUUUUUUUUUUGUUUUUUGGUAAUUAUUUGUGUGAAGCAGGUGAAGGAAUCAUGGGUCGUCGUAAGAUAGAGAUUAAGGAAGUGAAGGAUCCGAACACAAAGCAAGUUACAUUUUCGAAGCGUCGAACAGGUUUAUUUAGAAAAGCAAAUGAAUUAUCCAUCUUGUGUGGAAUAGAAAUUGCUAUUAUUGUGUUCUCUCCUGGUAACAAGCCUUACUCUUUUGGGCACCCAAGUGUUGAUGCUGUGACGGCUAAGUUUCUUCAACAAGAGCCUAAAUCAAAUAAUGAAGUUGGUCAUGACAUUGACAUGGAAACACUCAACAAACAACUAUUUGAUGUUCAAGCUCAAAUCCGUAAGGAACAAAAGAAGGCCGCGAAGCUUGAUGCACGCAUGAAACAACAUAAGGUCACCCAACUCUCUCACCAACAAUUGAAAGAUUCAUUUUCAGAACUUCAAUACAAUGUGAAGGACUAUAUUGAUGCCAUCGAGGUCUCAGAAUGUAUGAUGCUCCUCGCUAAAGAACCCGUAGUUGGCAUAAAAAAACAAGUUUCAAAGAAAAAAUGAAACAAUUCAUGCUCACUGCCAUCAAAAUUAUGUUCAGAUUUUAAUUUCCUUGACCCUAAAAUCUUGUUGCCCCUAGCUAUCUAUGAUUUUCUGUUCGUUGAAUUUCAAAAUGUUACAAGGCACCAAAAAUAAACUCUUUAAUUAUUGUCUCAGAUGUUGUUAUUAUAUUUGUGCAGGAAUUUGAUGUUUUUUAAG
Messenger RNA from Cajanus cajan (pigeon pea), 960 nucleotides. Its product is annotated as agamous-like MADS-box protein AGL29. Gene Ontology annotation, molecular function: DNA-binding transcription factor activity, RNA polymerase II-specific; protein dimerization activity; RNA polymerase II cis-regulatory region sequence-specific DNA binding. Gene Ontology annotation, biological process: regulation of transcription by RNA polymerase II. NCBI's taxonomy places the organism in Eukaryota, Viridiplantae, Streptophyta, Magnoliopsida, Fabales, Fabaceae. The record is from RefSeq and is a predicted model, not a curated record.